AUGGCGGUUGAGGCUUCCGUCAACGCAGAGCAGCCCAGGCCCAAGGAUCUGGAGAUCGCGGAGAAGCAACCCUCUCGGCCGGGCAGUAUCGGCGAGGACCUCAAGGCCGGUCAGGUUGAACUUCUCGAUGAAGCCGAAAUCUUCUUGCAGCAAAAUGGUCUUUCUCAUGCGCAUCUGCGAGAGCUCAUGGAAGAUGAACAGGCCCAGAAAAAGCUUGUCCGCCGGAUCGAUCUCACAUUGUUGCCCCUUCUCAUGGGAACGUACCUUCUGCAGUAUAUCGACAAGCAGGCCCUGAGUUACGGCGCAGUAUUCGACCUCUUCGAAACAACCAAUACUUCUCAAAGCCAGUAUUCAUGGCUGGCCAGUAUCUUCUACUUUGCCUACCUUCUGGCAGAAUGGCCAGCAAGUUACCUUGCUCAGCACUUCCCCACCGGCACCAUUGUCAGCAUCUUCGUCCUUUGCUGGGGAACAGUUCUCACCUGCACCGCCGCAUGCCAUAGCUUCGCUGGGCUCGCCGUCUGCCGCUUCCUCUUGGGUGCUUUCGAAGCCGUCAUCACACCCUGCUUCAUGAUGAUCGUCAGCAUGUGGUACACCAGGGCGGAGGCGCCGGUACGCGCUGGAUCUUUCUACUGCUUCAACGGAUUCGGUUCCAUGAUCGGCGGCAUUCUGUUCUACGGUGUCGGUCAGGCAGACGGAUGGGAUGUUUGGAGAAUCAUCUUCAUUAUAUGCGGUGGUCUUACCAUCGUGUGGGGCAUCGUCCUGUUCUUCUACUUGCCAAACAACAUCAUGACUGCCAAACGAUUCACCGUGGAAGAGAAGGCCCUGCUUAUUGCUCGCAGCCAGAGCAACAAGACUGGUGUCUUUAGCCGAAAGAUCAAGCCAGCUCAAAUUAAGGAAGCAUUCAAGGACAUUCAAGUGUGGCUUCUGUUCUUCUACACCCUUCUCAACGAGAUUGUCAACGGUGGCAUCGCCAACUUUGGCAAACUCAUUGUUAAGGGCUUUACAAAGGAUGCCCUCUUGACGACUGCCUACGGAAUUCCGUAUGGAGCCUGGGUUGCUUUUUUUAUCUUCACUGGUCCCUUUUGCGCUUCGAAGUUCAAAAACUUCCGGACCAUUGUCAUGAUGACGUGGGUUUUGCCGACACUCAUUGCUGUUUCCCUUUUCUUGAAACUGGACCGCGGCAACAAAAACGGGCUGUUGAUGGCAUACUACAUUAGUCCCUCUUUCGUCGGUGCUCUUGUCGUUGCGCUUCAAAUGCCGGCUGCGAAUGUCGCGGGUUACACCAAGCGUGUGACAUCAACAGCCUUCGUCUUUCUAGCGUAUUGCGUGGGAAAUAUCAUAGGCCCGCAAGCUUUCCUCGCUUCGGAAGCGCCCAUCUACGGUACUGGCUGUAAAGUUAUCAUGGGUUGCACUGCCGGUCAAGUCGUGUUGGCUAUCGCCAUUCGGCUGUUGUUAAUUAAGAGGAACAAACAGAGAGACGCGGAGGCGGAGGCCAGUGGGCAAAAUGCGGAGGAUGUAUCUGAUGAGGUUCUCAUGGACUUGACGGACUUUGAGAACAAGAAGUUCAGGUACUCCUAUUAG
This is a messenger RNA of Colletotrichum paranaense, 1581 nucleotides long. Its product is annotated as allantoate permease. Gene Ontology annotation, cellular component: membrane. Bases 1 to 1581 code for a protein of 526 amino acids. NCBI's taxonomy places the organism in Eukaryota, Fungi, Ascomycota, Sordariomycetes, Glomerellales, Glomerellaceae. The record is from RefSeq and is a predicted model, not a curated record. Gene Ontology annotation, molecular function: transmembrane transporter activity. The transcript has 3 exons. Gene Ontology annotation, biological process: transmembrane transport.